Trichoderma atroviride IMI 206040 is the source of this 1248-nucleotide messenger RNA. The record is from RefSeq and is a predicted model, not a curated record. NCBI's taxonomy places the organism in Eukaryota, Fungi, Ascomycota, Sordariomycetes, Hypocreales, Hypocreaceae.
AUGGCGUCUGCAGAAUACCUACAAGCCUCGUCAACCGGCUUCAAAGACGCCAAAGCCUACGACACGCACCGGCCGUCGUACCCUGCCGAAGCUGUUCAGAGCCUCCUGGCUCAUCUUGGCGUGGCGGGCAAGUCCAAGGCGAGGAUCAUUGACCUCGCAGCCGGCACGGGCAAGUUUACGGAGCUGCUGGCAGCUCGGCCGGAGGAGUAUGAGAUCCUGGCGGUGGAGCCUACGGGGUCGAUGAGGGAGACGCUGGUUGAGAAGGGGCUGAGAGGGGUGAUAGCGAAGGAGGGGACUGCUGAGAAGAUGGAUGUUGAGGAUGGGUGGGCGGAUGGGAUUGUGAUUGCUCAGGCGUUUCACUGGUUUGCGACUGAGGCUUCAUUGGCGGAGAUUCAUCGAGUACUCAAGCCAGGAGGCACGGUGGGAAUGAUUUGGAACGUCGAAGAUUAUAACAAGCCAGCAUCAUGGCCAGCCAGCAGCAAAUGGGCAGAGGCACUCAACGCCCGCAUCUUUGCCCUCCCAGACUUUGGCCCCCCUCGAUUCCGCCACAACAAAUGGCCGCUGGUGUUCGAGCGCCAGGCGAAGCUCGAAAAGCCGCUGUUCUCGACGCCCAUCGGCGAGGAGAAGGUCCCGUGGACAGUCUGGCUGGACAAGGAUGCGGUGUGGAGCCGGGUGCACACGCUCAGCCAUGUGUAUACCUUGGAGGGCGAGGACAAGGCCACGUUCAAGGCCAAGUUUGAUGAGGAGGUGAAUAGUGAGAAUGGCGAGGUGAAUGACAAGGGCGAGGUGGGCGUGCAUGGGGUGACGCUUUUGGCGUGGAGUAAGAAGCUGUGAGGAUGGCCUUAAUAUCUAUAGCAAUGUCAUGGAUCAGAUGAGCGGUAGACUGCUGUAGAGCCUCAAAGUAACGUUGAUUGCAAUUAAAUAUAAUUCUCUUGUUUAAAAAUUAUGAGUCCGCUGAAAUAUACAUGACAUUGUUGCCUCGCACAAAGGUAUCUCCAUACUCCCUCCGCUUCGCGCCAUUGACAUAUUCCACCGUCUUCUCCAGCGCAAUGUUCAUGUAUCCGUCCACAGAUUGCAGUUCUCCCUUGUAAACGACGCCGGAAUUGAGCUUCACAACGACAGAGUUGCCGAUUAUAUCGCUGAGGAAGCUGGACGGGUCCUUGCCCUCGCCCUGUGAGAUGCUGCUGUUCUCCAUGACGUUGCUUGGUGUGGUGGUUUGUGGUUUUAAGGAACGUUUAGGCGGCCUGC